AUGCCGCACACAUAUAUGGACGAUGAAAACUCCGCGAACGCCGGCGAACAGGCCCGGUACAUGGCCGGUAAAAAUCCAAGACAUUAUAACUUCCCCCCAGUGAUAUACAAUGAGGCGUUGAGGCCCAAAUCGGAACUUUACAGGGAUCCAGACUGGUCGAUUCCUAAGUUUGAUCUUUUCGUUACGUAUACUUUGGAAAAUUUGAUGGAUAAGUAUAGGGUUCUGUUCAAAGACUUUUUUAAGCUACCAAGCAGGAAAUUCCACCCGCAGUACUACUACAAGAUUGAACAGCCAAUAUCAUUGAAGGAGAUUAUGUCAAGGGAUUACGAGUAUGCAGGUGGGUCGAGGAUCUUUCUUUUGGAUAUUGAACUUUUGGCAAAGAAUUGUCACGCGUACAACGAGGAUGACAGCUUGAUAGUGAAAAAUGCUUAUCAGAUGGUCAAUUACAUCAAAUAUGAGAUGCUAAGAGCCAAAAAUAUAAGUAAAGAUUAUAUGAUAUCAGGCAAAAUCAAAACGAAGCUUCAAGAAGUGUGGCAAAGAAUUGCAGACGCUAGGGAGCCGGAGAUAUUGAAAGUGUUGAAGUACAAUGAAACAGAUGGCCGUGACUAUAAACUAAGUGAACCAUUUAUGGAUCGGGUUGAUGAGGAAGAACUAGCUGAGUACUAUGAGGUUAUUCACAGACCGAUGGCAUUGAAUGUUGUAAAGAAAAACCUGGAUGAGGGGAAAUAUUCCACUCUUUACGACUUCAUUUUGGAUCUGUACUUAACUUUUGACAACGCAAUGAUCUUUAACGAUAAGGGGACUCCGAUUUACGAAAGUGCUUUACUUCUAUGGGAAUUCACGCAAGUCCUGAUCAACGAUAAACUCUUCCCAGAAUUAAAGGAAGCUCAGGAACGCGGUGAGUUGGAUCUAGAAUACAACAAGUUUGAAUUCAGUAGGAAUGCGCGUAAGCGUGCAUUAGCUAUAGAUGCAGAUGUCCCAGGGGAAGAGCAUCCAUCGGAUACGGAACCUGCUCAUAAAGGUGCGAUAACAGCAAAUGAUGAUGAUGAAGAUGAUGAUGAUGAUGAUGACGAUGAAACGAAACAUGAGCCAAUAGCAACUGCGACUUCCGAAGAAACGAAGGACGGUGACAAUGUCAAAGUCGACGAAGAAGAAGAAGUUCAGGAACGAGACGAUGAGGAGGCUAAACUAAGUAAUGUUGAAGGUCUAGGCAAUGGUUACACGAGAACUUUGCUUCCAGACGAUUAUCUGUUGCCGUCAAACAGUAAGCUGAGAAAUCCUAAUUCCAACAAAAGGAUAAAACUAAAUGUAAUGGCAACGGAAACGCCUAGACCGGAUUUGCCAAUUUUCAAUAUCGUCAAAUCCUUAAAGAGGGAACCUACUUCUGAUAGUUACUCCACCGAGAAAAAGGUAUUCAAAGUCAUUGGCGAGAUCUCUGUAUACACUGCUAGUAGCAUGUAUCAGCAGGCGAUGAAUCCGCUUCCGGGCUCAAGGCCACCAUGUGUACAGGAUUGGGCACAGUACGAUUUCAAUAUGAAAGGCUUGAACCAAACUGAAAAUACUUACUCCUUUGCAGUGCAACCAAUGCAGACAUUUUUAACGGUUGUGACCAAACUGAAUGAUGUUGUGACAAAGAGUAAUCUAACGGUAAACAACGAAAAUAUUCCCUCGGCGAAGAGUCAAUUACCUAUAUCAUCAUCUUUAAUGGACAACUCACAAAAUCCAAACGGUACCUCCGGUAACAACACUGACAAAUAUGAAAUCAUCUUGAAUGAAGGAAUUAACCAUAUCAAAUUUGAUUGCCAACACACUACUCAUGGUGGAGAAUCUGUGAAUAUCUGGGUCAACGUGUUACCGUGA
Messenger RNA from Huiozyma naganishii CBS 8797, 1860 nucleotides. It is a transcript of the gene RSC4, whose product is annotated as Rsc4p. NCBI's taxonomy places the organism in Eukaryota, Fungi, Ascomycota, Saccharomycetes, Saccharomycetales, Saccharomycetaceae. Gene Ontology annotation, molecular function: protein binding. Gene Ontology annotation, biological process: chromatin remodeling. Bases 1 to 1860 code for a protein of 619 amino acids. The transcript has a single exon. Gene Ontology annotation, cellular component: RSC-type complex. The record is from RefSeq and is a predicted model, not a curated record.